AUGCCACAAAGACUUUACAACUGUGAGACACUGGUAUGCUUAAAGCUCUUUCAAGUGACCUUGUCUGAUGCUGAGAUUGUUUCCUUACCUUGUCUGGAGACAAUGUACUUAGAAUAUGUCGAGUUUCCCAAUGAGGCAACUUUUGAGACGCUUGUCUUAUGCUCCCCCGUGCUGGAAUGUUUAAAGAUUAUCGUGGCUAGUGAUGAUAAAAAAGUCUUUCGGUUGCACUCUCGGUCAUUGGAGAGGCUCAGUUUCGAACGAGUUUCUUCUUUAAUAUGUGAUUCAGCAGGAGUUGUUAUUGAUUGUCCUCGACUGUACGUUUUAAACAUCAAGGAUAACGUAUCAAAAAGCGUCAUGAUACGCAAUUUGGGGUGCAACGCCAUCUUACAAAUGUCUCUCGUCGGUAUGGUCCGUCUUUUAGAAAUUGAUGAUGAUUUUUGCGACGAGAUUUAUGAAGAAGGCGUUUUAUUGGGGAGAAGUAACAUCCACACGUUUCUCCAUGGGAUCUCGAUGGCCAGGAGUAUUAUAAUGAGUAGAGGCACCUUCAAGAUCAUGUGUCAAUACUCGAAACUCGAACCGCUGCCUCAGUUUGGUAACAUGUGCUACCUGGAUGUCACUCUUUGUCUACACGAUUUUCAAUGGUUACCAGCCUUUCUUGAGAGCUUCCCAAACUUGAAGCAGCUCGUCUUGGUGAUGGUAUGCGAUGACAGAGAGGGUUUUCCUGAUGAGGACAUUGAUCAAGUGAGUUUCUCAUCUGUUCCUGAGUGUUUGCUAUCGUCUCUCGAGUUUGUUGAUUUUCAAGCCACAGUCCAGUAUGAUGUUGAAAUUAAGCUGGUGAAGUACUUGGUCAAGACUUCAGCUGUCCUCAAGAAACUCAGUUUACGUUUGGCUUCUUAUUCAAGAAGAGAUAAAAUGCUGAAGAAACUCCUCAAGACCCCAAGAGCCUCUACCAAAUGUAAAGUCGUCAUCCUCUGA
Molecule: messenger RNA, 975 nt
Organism: Eruca vesicaria subsp. sativa (arugula)
Lineage: Eukaryota; Viridiplantae; Streptophyta; Magnoliopsida; Brassicales; Brassicaceae
Source: the annotation of a GenBank genome assembly